AUGCAAGCAAACCAGAAGAAUAAUGGUAAUAAUUCAAUUCUUCGUGGUGGAUUUAGCUCGCAGCGUGGACGAGGCGGUGGUCACAGUCAUGUUGGCCUUGGCGGCCAUAACACGAAUGCGUGGCAGGUACAUGACAACAAACGAAACAAACAGAUUCUUGCACUUCACAAGAUCGCCUAUCAGUCAUCUACUAAGGUACCGGCUGACUUAGCUGUAGACGGAGGACUGUCACAACAUUAUUUCCAUGGUUCAUGUACACAUACAAGUGACUACGAAAUUGCGGCAGGUACCUACUGGGAGGUAGACUUGUGCGGAAAAGCCUUCAUUCAUCACGUGACGAUAUAUAACCGAGAGGAUUGCUGUGGUGACAGACUGAGAGAUGUCGAACUAUACAUUGGUAAUGAGAGAAGGAGCUACAGAUUAGUUGGUUUUCAUAAAGGUGUUGUAGGGUCUGUGUACACAUUCGAACUUGAAAACGAUGUGUUCGGGCAGUGGGUUCGGAUAACAAGGAUUCCAUCUGUUAUUGAUAUCUUGGCGCUUUGCGAGGUUCAAGUUUUUGGAUAUAAACUUCAGUUGACCUUCAGAGAUCAGCUGGAUGCUGACGCAUUGGAGAGAGGGCUUACUUUCACAGUUUUGCCCUCCCAUACACCGAUAACGUUGUACCCCCCUGGGAUGCGUGACGCGUGGAUCAAAAACCUACCUGCAAUCCGUGACACAUCCUGGACACAUAACGUCCUUCAGUAUCGCGCUCUAACAACGCUGGGAGAUGAAGUAGCUGCCCUGCCCACUUGCCAGCCGCGUUGCCGUGGUGCUCUGACCCUCUGA
This is a messenger RNA of Mercenaria mercenaria, 825 nucleotides long. Its product is annotated as pentraxin fusion protein-like. Lineage: Eukaryota; Metazoa; Mollusca; Bivalvia; Venerida; Veneridae. The record is from RefSeq and is a predicted model, not a curated record. Bases 1 to 825 code for a protein of 274 amino acids. The transcript has 4 exons.